Messenger RNA from Exophiala bonariae, 1242 nucleotides. RefSeq lists its product as uncharacterized. Lineage: Eukaryota; Fungi; Ascomycota; Eurotiomycetes; Chaetothyriales; Herpotrichiellaceae. The record is from RefSeq and is a predicted model, not a curated record. The transcript has a single exon. Gene Ontology annotation, biological process: mitochondrion organization. Gene Ontology annotation, cellular component: cytoplasm; SAM complex. The coding region runs from base 1 to 1242 and encodes 413 amino acids.
AUGGUGCUGGAAUUGCACAUAUGGGGUCCAGCAUUUGGACUACCGUCUCUUGACGCCCAAUGUCUCGCCGCAGUCUGCUACCUGCAGAGGGUUCUCCCUAUUGAUGCCUGGGCAUUGAUCCCUUCCAACAAUCUUCAAAUAAGUCCACUUGGUGAACUCCCGGCGCUCAAAGAUGGCAACACGUGGGUUGCUGGCUUCUCCAACAUCGUCACAUACCUCCGAGACUCUUCCACCGGCAGGUAUGAUCUCGACCGAGACCUGAAUCCCACGCAGCAAGCCGAUGCUACGGCCUUCUCUUCUUUCCUCGCGUCACGCGGCCAACCUCUCCUUGACCUCUGUCUGUACGUCAGUAGUGACAACUACUUCGCUUCGACAAGGCCAGCUCUAGGUGACAUCCUACUAUGGCCCGACAGUUGGUUUGUGCCACAUCUACUGCGAGACAAAGCCAAGAAGAGAUCGGACCAUUUGGGAUUGAGCAGCCUGGAUGUGGACACAGCUCGAGAAGACAAGAGUGAUGAUGUUGGUCUUACUGCACAUAUCCCGAAGUCCUUGCGAAAACCCCGACAAACUGUCACCUCGUUAUUGGGUCGGAACCUGCAGAAGAACCGUUUCAGACUGGAUGCGGUCACAGCAGACUUCCUCGAGCCACUGUUGGAGAAACUGGGUGACAAUCAAUCAUUGCUUGGUGACACUACAAGCAGUCUCGACUGUCUGGCAAUCGCUUACAUUGCCUUGCUUCAAGUCCCUGACCUACCACAAGCGUGGGUCAAGGAGGCUCUGCAGACAAAAUAUGCCAAGUUAAGUCAAUGGGCCUCGGAACAAACACCACGAGUUUCAGGUUCUUCGUUGGAUGCAACUACACCUCUGAAGGGGGGAAAUGGCACAUCAAUUGCUGGAAGCGAGUUACCCUGGCAAAAACCCUUAGAAAGAACACCGCAGCAGGUUCUGCACUCGGUUCUGGAAAGUUGCAUUAGCUCUCUGCCGGUGGUUGGAAUUCCCUACAAGCCUGUGGAACUUCACAAUUUGCGGGCUGGUGGUAAUUAUCAGCUUGAGAAACAAUCCCAACUGGCGACCAUUUCGAGACGACGCGAAUUAUACGUUCAAACCUUGAUAUCAACCUUUGCGACCCUUGGCCUUGUGGGGUACCUCUCUUACAAAGGGAUCCUUCAUCUUCCUCGCUAUGUCAGACAACCACAACCAAGGAAGUUUGGUGAGGCUGGUGCUUUGCUCGGAUUGGUAUGA